This is a messenger RNA of Dromaius novaehollandiae (emu), 12748 nucleotides long. RefSeq names its product parathyroid hormone 1 receptor (gene PTH1R). The transcript has 15 exons. Gene Ontology annotation, cellular component: plasma membrane. Gene Ontology annotation, molecular function: G protein-coupled peptide receptor activity; parathyroid hormone receptor activity; peptide hormone binding. NCBI's taxonomy places the organism in Eukaryota, Metazoa, Chordata, Aves, Casuariiformes, Dromaiidae. Bases 462 to 2174 code for a protein of 570 amino acids. Gene Ontology annotation, biological process: cell surface receptor signaling pathway; intracellular calcium ion homeostasis; adenylate cyclase-activating G protein-coupled receptor signaling pathway. The record is from RefSeq and is a predicted model, not a curated record.
AGAGAAGCAAAAAUCCCUAUUUGUGACUAAAACACGCUGCAACCUGGAAGGUUGGCAGAAUAAACCUAUUGUGGAGCGCUGAAAUGCACUGGAAUAUGCAAGCAAAAAUCCCCAAGAGUACCACUGUUUGUAAAAAGAUGCACGCGGAAAACAAACAGCACCAGGGGCUGCAGCUCUGAGGGAGCGAAGUUGCUCCGCUUCGCAUGGGCUCCUCCACUGCGUUUAGGGAGCUGCCCAGAUCUCCAGCCAUGAGAAAGCGAAGCAAAGGACCGGGGUUUCUUGUCAUGUGCCUUUCUGGCUAAAACUGUGGAAACAAACAAACAAUCAAACAAACACAAAUUCUGGAGGGGGGGGGCGGGAGGGAAGGAGAAGGCGAAAUCAUCUGCAACUGGAGCGCUGGAAGACCUCUCGUCCUCCUACUUCCCUGAGAGAUCUUGGAUGCUGGAAGAAGCCUCUUGGAUAUGGGAUCAUAUCUGGUUUAUCACAGUCUGGGUUUGAUCCUCUGCUGCUCCGUACUGAGUUCCGUCUAUGCUCUGGAAAGCUCCCGCGUGCACGUGGGCGGCCCAGACACUAGAGAAAACUUAACGGUUCGAACCAAACCCGGCUCAGAGGACGGAAUCACUGUGCACCUGGUGGAUGCUGAUGAUGUCAUCACCAAAGAGGAGCAGAUCUUCCUACUGCUAAAAGCCAAGGCCAAGUGCGAACGACAUCUGAAAGCCAAGGUGCCCAAGGUGCAUGAUGGCUUUUGUCUUCCUGAGUGGGAUGGUAUUGUCUGUUGGCCUGAAGGUGUGCCGGGCAAAGUGGUGGCUAUGCCAUGUCCAGAGUACAUCUACGAUUUCAACCACAAAGGUCAUGCUUAUCGCCGGUGUGACUUGAAUGGGAGCUGGGAGCUGGUCCCAGGCAACAACCGCACCUGGGCAAACUACAGUGAAUGUGCCAAGUUCCUCACCAACGAAACAAGGGAAAGGGAGGUCUUUGAUCGCCUCUAUUUGAUUUAUACUGUUGGAUACUCCAUCUCUCUGGGAUCCCUCACAGUUGCUGUCCUUAUCCUGGGAUACUUCAGGCGUUUGCACUGCACUAGAAACUACAUCCACAUGCACCUCUUUGUUUCCUUCAUGCUGAGAGCCGUGAGUAUCUUCGUGAAGGACGCGGUCUUGUACUCCGGGUCAGCUUUGGAAGAGAUGGAGCGGAUCUCAGAGGAAGACCUGAAGUCCAUUACUGAGGCACCUCCAGCAGACAAGUCACAAUUCGUGGGCUGUAAAGUAGCGGUUACCUUCUUCCUCUACUUCCUGGCAACCAAUUACUACUGGAUCCUGGUGGAAGGGCUCUAUCUCCACAGCCUCAUCUUCAUGGCAUUUUUCUCAGAGAAGAAGUAUCUUUGGGGAUUCACAUUAUUUGGCUGGGGACUCCCUGCUGUAUUUGUUACAGCGUGGGCCAGCGUGAGAGCCACUCUAGCCGACACAGAGUGUUGGGACUUGAGUGCUGGCAACUUAAAAUGGAUUAUUCAGGUGCCCAUCCUGGCAGCUAUCGUGGUAAAUUUUAUUCUUUUUAUCAAUAUUAUCAGAGUCCUAGCAACCAAGCUACGGGAGACAAAUGCAGGGAGGUGUGAUUCAAGACAACAGUACAGGAAGCUGCUGAAAUCUACCCUCGUCCUUAUGCCUCUGUUUGGCGUUCACUAUAUUGUUUUCAUGGCUAUGCCAUACACAGACGUGUCAGGGAUUCUUUGGCAAGUUCAAAUGCACUAUGAAAUGCUGUUCAACUCUUUCCAGGGAUUUUUUGUUGCCAUCAUAUACUGUUUUUGCAACGGAGAGGUCCAAGCAGAAAUAAAGAAGUCAUGGAGCAGAUGGACAUUAGCACUUGACUUUAAAAGGAAAGCACGAAGUGGGAGCACAACCUACAGUUACGGACCAAUGGUUUCCCACACCAGCAUCACAAAUGUAGCCACGAGAGGGGCACUUGCCCUCCACCUCAAUACGAGACUUAUACCAGGGACCCUCAAUGGACACCGGAACUUGCCAGGUUAUGUAAAAAAUGGCUCAAUUUCUGAAAACUCCAUGCCUUCUUCUGGACCAGAGCAGUACAACAAAGAUGAGGAGUACCUGAAUGGCUCUGGGCUUUAUGACGGAGACAGACCCACAGUACUUGUUGAAGAAGAGAGAGAGACAGUGAUGUAAAGAGAAGAGGAGGAGAAGUGAAAAGGAUGAAAAAGGUUCCUGGAGAGCAUUUAGUGGGCAAAAGAAUAUCAGGCCACGCAUCGGAUGCCAAGGGUUUCCAUACAGUUUCUCUGUUCUGUGGAACAAGAGGUUAAGUUAUAUGGGAAAAAAAGUGAGCCACCAAUGUGGCCAGCCGUUGAUCACAUACAUAUACCCAGUGAUCUAAGUCUCCCUGGUGUUAACGGAGGCAGGGCUAUCCAGACCUGCGGGCCUUGCUACCUGCCGAACAACAGAGAUAUUGAGAGUUUGCAGGGGAGGGUUGCACAGCAGCACACAGUCCUUUCACCUCUUGCAGACCAUUGGCAGCCAAGGAGGAAGAGAGUCUCACCCAGUAGAGCAAGAGUCUAGCAAGGAUUGUAUGGUGCCAUCUUCUUGCAAGGGUACAAGCCACCCUGGGCAUCACCGUCACCGCUUCGGUUCGGUUUGCUCUUUCCUUUUAAAGUCUGUCUGGUAACACACACACAACCCCAGGGGCUGUAGCUGCCUGUUCGUGCAGUCUAGCACACAGCAGGGGCAGCUUGGUACGACCAAUCACUUGGGGCAUGUUCUUUGCAUGGGCAAUAUCACUUGUCAUCAAAACCAUGCUCCUCUGGGGUGGGCAGGAUUAACAGCUCGCAGUUGCUGGGUGCAGGCAGAGAACUGACUUCUCCUUUCCCUGAUCUGAGCCCCAGUAACAAGCCAGAAACCAGUGCAAUUUUAGGAUGGAAAAUGCAGUUAUCAGAACGUGUGACAUUUUCAUUCUUCCAGAUUUAACAGCAGAGAGGGGCCCACCCUGUUUGCUGCAAAGUGAGUUGAGACAAGGAGGGAAAUCAGCAGACCUUCAGCAUGUGUGUGCAUGUGUGUGUGCAGCUAAAAUCGGGAUUGCUAACUCAGCCCUGCUUUCUUGUGGAUGCUCAUGAAAAAAACCUUCAGUCAUUUUUUUAAAAUCUUUAAAUUGCUUUUCAUGCUCCUCUCCAAAUUUCCUGUUUCCCACUGGUCCAAACCCUCAUGAAGAGAAAGACUUCUUUGGAAGUUUGCCUAUUUCACCCAGAAGCAUGAUCUGCCAGAUACAUAGGCAGUUUCAUGAGAUCUGAAGUUUAAUUUGCUGAACAAAAACAUAGGGAUGGUCACCUUCUGAACAUCUUUUUAACUUUACCCUUCUUUGUGGUUUGAUCAUCAAAUUAGUCACACACGCACACAAGUACACUGGGCCAGAUUCUCAGCUGGUGUAAAAAUGUAGCUUCAACCAAAGUCACCAAACUCACUAUGUUCAGGUGAGGAACCGUUAAUGCCUGCUUCCUACAGGAAGGAGAGACCAGGAAUAUUUUGUCACUGUGCAGCGUUUCCCUUGCUGGUGGUUUUGGCGAGGUGUGCCAAAAGGUCAUUUUCUGACAUAUUUCGUGUUCAGCAGCAUCAAAGAGGUUUAGCUCUUGCUGGCUGACAAAGCAGCGCACUGUGUUGAAGGCAUUUCACACGAGCUGAGCAUCUAGCGAUGGGUCUUUGCCAGUUUCCAAGCGUGAUUCAGAAUUGCCCAGAGAUGGGCAAUUAGGAACGGCAACCAAACGUCCUGCUCCAGCACAUGCUUCCCCAGAGGAAGGACUCCGACUGAGCCAGCCUGAAUCCUCUCUUGAGCCCCUAUCAUAACACUGCUAUUCCCUUGCUGCAGUUUAAAAGCCAGCUGCUCAUGGUGCUCUUUUCCUUUUCUUUUUUCCUUUUUGGCAAAUUUCCAGUACCUGAAGCAUUCUUGACCUCACCUGGCUGUUUGCAAUAAUAUGCAAUAGGAAAUAUUGCAAAUAAAUGCAAUAGGAAAGAGGUAUUGUGUGAGUUUGCAGAAAUCCUUUAGGAUGUGGCUGGAGUCUAUGGGAAAAGCUAGUCUCUAUCCCGAUCCUUUAGAGCUGGCUGGUGGGUCACACUCCUGAGAUGCACCCAGUCACAGGAACCAGCUUUGUUGUCUUCCAAGGGCAAAUUAAGGUCUAACUUCCCCAAAAUUCUGAAGGAGGCCAGGAAAGGCAGUUGGGAUCUUGACUCUGCUUUCUGUCUCUCACAUCUUCUUUACAUAACCUUUCAGGUUCGGGCCUGAUCCAAAGCCCAGUGAAGUCAAGCAAAAAAAAAAAAAACACACCUCCCCUUGACAUCUCUGACUUUUGGAUUGGGACCUGGGAGGGGACACGGUGGCUGAGAGGCAGACCCCUGUCAGGCACUGAAGCACCUCUCCACCAAUUGCAGACAUAGGCAAAACGUUCUUUAAAAGUCGGUAAUUAUUUGCAAUGUUUGUUUUCUUGCAAUGUGUUAGAAUGAGUCAAAACUCAUCCUAACCAUUUACCACGGCAGCUAUUGAAACAUCCAGUUCUCAAGGAAUAAUCUUUUUCCAUGCUCUCAUUCUUAUUGUUGCUGUUAUUAUGAAUAAUAAUGACAAUAAUAACAACAGUAAUGUAGAGAAGUUAAGUAAUCUCGCAAAAAAAGUCAGCUCGAGUGAAAGUUUGGCAUGGAGAGCAAGCCAGCUCUGGAGAAAUCUGGGUCAGCCCAGCUACACUCACUGCUUGCCUUUUCCUCGCAGAUGCUGGCAUGGCCUCUGGAGGGAAUCAAAGGGAGCAGAAGUUAUUACCAGUCAGCCAUCAGAGCGUGUACAGCUGCGUUAUUUAGCAUCUUACACAGCUGAACGGCCAGCAAGAGAGAAGCACAUUAAAUAUGCUGGCUCUGACUUUCCACCCUUUCAGAAGUACCUUGUGCUUAGAUCCUGCCAAGUAGAUGCAAUGUCCCUCCUGACUUUCUCACUCGAAGAAAUUUCUUAGUAUCAUUUCCCUGCUGGAACAAAGCAAAAAAGACAAAAAAACCCACCAACAACUCACUAUUUACUUGUGUUUGUUACAGAGAGCUCUGAAAAUCACUUAGUAAAGUUCAAGGAAUUAGCAAAAGCCAUAAAAUUAUUUAUAAAUAAAUACAACACCCCUCAUAAAUUGAAAUGCAUUCGUCACUGUAUUGCAUAGAUUAAAUGCCUAAAAAUUGUUCUGAUUGCUAAAUGCAGAUAAAAGUUACAUGCACAAGGCAUGUACAGGGGGAACAAAUCUUUUCUUGAACAUUUCAAUUACAAAUCACACGGAACAGAUUAUUUUUCUUAGUGUUCAGGCACAUGAACAACAUUGCAUAUAAAAAUUAGGAAACUGCCAAUACCCAAAGCAGGAGAAUAAAUCUGUUUUUAAGGCAAGGCAGAGUGCACAUUUGUCAAAACCCGUUCCUACCUUUCCCAUGGAGAUAACAAAGACUGCAGAGAACAGUUGACUGAGUGUACAGGCCAUGAUUUAUCAGCUAGCAAUCCAAGCACAUCCUCUACUGAUUUUAGUGAGGAAGGGAUCAAACCUGUGUUGUCUUGAAGUAGAGAAGGAACCACAAUUUGCAGCUGUGAUUUUCCCUGAAGGAGCAAGCAGACUGGUCCUUCGGACACUUAGACAAAGCCACUAGAUUUGGGGUGUAGUCACCUUCAGUUUUCUGCACCAUCAGGAGAUGCACACAUUUCACACGGACAGCUUAGCCCCCCAAAAUCUGACCCCUGGCCCAGUUUACUCUGGCUCCCCGACUAUAGAGUUGGAUGGAUGGAGUCUGAUGGGAGCUUUCAGACUAAGGCCUGUUUGAUUUACUAGUGUAGACAUAUCGCUGAAGGCCUCAGAAAACAGAAAAGUGGCAAGGUGACAAUGAAUUCUUCCGUGAUCCAUCUGGUGACCAUUGCAAACCCUGCAGGUGGAACAGCUCCCUUUUGUGCCGGUUGUCCUGAUUCAGGUCCAAUAUGGGACAGAGGAGCAGAGAGAACAGAUGACUUUGGGAUUGGUUUGCAAAAAGCACAUGGCAGAGAGGCUUUCUCAAGCUCACUUGAAGGAAGAGUCAAAGGGCCCAGGCAGUUAGUUGUCUGUAUUCUUCAAGUUUUCCCUCCUCCACGGUGUCAGCUUUGUAUCCCUUUUCUUCCCAAGGUGCAAAGCAUCUGGAGACACUCAGAAGUCCUACAGACCCUCUUACCGCUCUGUCUGCUUCUCUCAGCCUUCUGGGCUGGCAUGGGACAGGCUGUGUACCGUGACAUCCCAGCUGACUGGCUCACUUGGGGAUGAAUCUCCUUGCCCACCUUUGGGAUGAGCGCUCUCUUCUCCAGCACCACUGAGAUGCUGAGGUUGGGCAGGGAAUUUCACCCUCUGGCAGGUUCACCUCAAGGGCUUCUGCCAAGGAGCCCUCUACCCAGCCCAGCACCUUUUCUCUUCCCAUCCACAGCAAUGCAGUCAGCUUAUCCUCGUGAGCCCUUCCUCUUUCAUCUACCUCUUUUCUGGACAGACACAGAGCUGUUGAUGUUCCUCAGCCUCAUGUUUCUUGAGGAGGACUUUCGGCAGCAUUGUAAGUUCUGCUUUGCAUGGCUGUGUGCAGAUGAUUUUUACAUCUUCUGUAGAUGGCUUUGCCUUGGGUUAGAUGAGAUCAGGUCUUUUCUCAUCUCUUAUACCAUCCUUCAACUUUAUUCUUCUUAUCUGACACAAAUUAGAGCCAAAUCAGCUCAAAAAGUUCCCCCAAAAUCAAACUCUUCAGUCAGGGAUUGGUUUCAGUUGUUUGUUUAUAGGCAAUUGGCUGAAAGAUGUAGAACAUCUACAGCACUGGUAAGAAUUUUUUAUUUUUUAAACUAUGAAAAUAAUUAAGUGUGAAGACCUUCAAUUUUUAUUGAUGUUUAUUAUUUUGACCAAAUUAAUGGCUGGCUUAAAAGGUUUUAAAUUUCAGAAUGUGAUGCUUCAAAAUUGUUAAGAAACCUCAGUCAUAAGUUCAGUUUUCCUGCUUUUUCACUGACUGAUUUUUAUGCACAGUUCUGCCUAGAAUACAUUGAAAGCUUUAAGCAGGAUUACUGAAGAUGAGAAUUAUCACUAUGUCCCUUAACUCAGCUGAGUCUCUCUGGUCAAUGGCCUUUUCACCUGAGAUAGGACUGCAUGAAAUGACAGAAAGCACUUGAAGUGUUGCGCUUUAAGGAAGAGAUUGCAUGAAUCUGUGAAGUCUUUUCAUGUGCGACACCACUUCUCACUGCCAUAUGCACACUUUUCCACCUGUUGGUGCCCAUGCAUUUGCUGAAGAGCCUUGUCAUGAAAAGGCCUGUUGCAGUAACAUAUAUUGCAAGGUGUUGCAUUGUUUUGCCCUGGAUUCUGCAGUUUUCUGAUGGUUUUAGUUCUCUGUCCAUGGGUAGCAUCAGGUGAUACAGCCACUGGCAAAAUGCCAUCUCCGGGGCUGUAGCAGGAGAGAGAGCUUUCUUCAUAAGGCAGCCUGAGUAUGAGAGAUUCAGAAUCAGGGAGCCAAAGCAAGAAGAGCCCAGAGCCUUUUGAGACAAAGAAAAACUGAUCUGUUUUGUUAUUAUUCCCUCCUGAUGCAAGUGAACACCCUCUCUGCCUUGAUCUGAAUUUUAUGCCAUUUCAGCUGUAACAGGAAACAAGAGAAAAAAAAAAGUGGCAGUGUUUUCCAACUCUUUGGGGUAAGCUGGAGGGGUUUGAUAUCUGCUUCCUCAGCCAUGUAUCCUGUGUCACAAGUGGGCAUCGCACCAAUGGCUGCAAGCUAGAAACUGCUUGGCAGGUGAGGAAGUUCUGCUUCCAGGCCUUGGGCAGGUUAACGUAGAUAUUCUCAGUGUCCUUUCCCCCCUCAUAGAGCCUGCUGCGGGGAGAAAUCAUAUUGCAUCCAAAGGCGUGUUUGGGGGAAUAGACUUUGUUGAAUGAGUUUCAUACUGGAACAGAUUUGCUGUUUGAUUUUUCUUUUUUACUUCUACUGCUAUUGCUGAUGGGUUGCCAUGUUCUGCAGAGUAAGUGGAGGACAUAUAUGACAUCCCUGGCCAGCUACAGGGCUUUUCAAGCAUCCAGUGCAACUCUCCAGACAGUAGAUUUUAUAUCCCAUUCCUCUAGGGUAUCUUGAAAUGAGAAGAAUAUUAAAUUGUAAAGGAAAUGAGUUUGCAAAAGACCCUAUAAAUAAAUUUCCAUCAAGAUUGGCCAGGACUGUCUGGAUUUGCCUGGAAAACACGAUGGUUCAUAAAUUGUAUAAAUAAAAGAAAGAACAUCCAUCUCUGUGGGCAUUCAUUCGAAGGCAGUUUUCCUGUUUUUGCCCACAGACUUGAAAGAUUGAACAUACUGGACAGCAAAGACUGUUGGCCAAAAAUAACGUCCUGGUUUGAAGCAGCAAAUCCUGACACCUGUAUAAAAGUUAUUGGCCUUAUCCUGUUCCACCCAAACCAUUUUUUUUGGCCUCCCAUAAAAUCAAAACUCAAGCUUAGCUCUUAGCAAAGGUUGCGAUAGCGAAAGAAAGCAGAGAUGGGUUGUUGGCACUGUAGAUGUAGGUUGGCACUUUUUUGUGGGGGGUAGUGCUCAGUUGGCGAGAAAGAUAGUGCUAGUAGUCUAUUUUCUGUGGCCUUUCCCUGUGAUGCUUGUGUCUCUGCAGCAAAUUGCCCAACAGCAAUUGUGAAAUGAGUUGGGAUGAAGAGACAUGCAUGGGCACUCUACAUUGCCUGAGCAUGACCGGCUUCUGGUCUCCAGUAAAGUUUCUAAAUGUCAAGCCCAGCUGAAUCAAAACCAGCAGUCUUGUGCUGAAAGUCUUAGCCAGAAACAUUGCUGAUGUGCUUCACUUAGCUGUCAGUCCUGCGUUAAUUUGCUGUCUCUAUUUCAAGCCUUGUAGUGGACAAAGGAUCUUCUAAUCAGGGUGCUUCUUUACUCAGUGCUGAUAGACAUCUUCACUGAUGGUCUCUUUGGUCUAUAAGUUGUUCUGGAGAUUUAAGAGCAGGGUUUUCCUACCAAGAGUCCAGCGGUUUCAGCUAGUCUUUUUGCAGUGCUGGCAGACUCUCCCAUGCAGCCAGUUCACCUGGAGCACAAGGCUGGCUGGUAGCCCAGAAGUACAGAGGAAAUAGGACCAGAAACCAUUUAAGAUCUUUGAGGCUUCUGUCCCCAGUGGGUAGAAGCUCCAGAGAAGGGCACCAGCAGGGCGGACAGACACACACAUACACAUGUCUCUCUGAGACUCAGGUUGGAUGGAGUACCUUCUGUACACUUAACUUCUUUUUUCCAAACUGGUCCUACAAAACAACUCUGAAAAACCUAUUUAAAGAGCUCUGUUACUAGACGCCAAUCUCAGCUCUUCAAUACAAAGGCAAUCCAGAGCAUCAGAAUGGGAACAUGAUAUGCCUGGAUCAGCUGCACAGUACUCCAGUCACACAGUACCCGUCACCCUGGCUUCAGAGUGCAGGUACCCUGGUAGAGACUGACCAAGCAGUCUUUGGCUUUGAUGUAUCUAUGAGGAAAAGGCAUAGAGAAUAAGAAAAGGACUUACUGCCCCUUAAGCCACACUUAUGAAUGAUCAUAAACAAUAAAUCAGUAAUUAAAAGUUAUUCUUUGUUUAUUUCAUCAGGUUCUGGUGGAUGCUCUGAUGGUUUCUGCAUAGUAUCUGUCUUUCUGAUUUCUCUGGAGCGGAAGGAGUUCUCUGUGAUGGACAGAAUAGAUAUAAUAAAUGGACAGAGUCUUUCAAAGCUAGUCUCUAGGGCAGGACAGUUAGAAACAGACCUGAUGUUGAUUUUUUAUUCAUUGGCAGAAGGCAGGAGCAACUCUGUUGAAGUUAAUCAAGUUAACUAGGUCUAAUGCCAGGGCAAAACAGAUACGAAUCUUCAGGACUCAUGUACAAUUUGCAUAACGGAAUUAAAAUAAAGCUUCUAACUCUAGCUACAGAAAUGCUCUGCAGAGAAUUAGAGACUGGGCUUGCUGUUCGGGAUUAAACAGAAGGACACCCAAGGCAUCAUCCAUCACAUAAAACAGUCCCAUUUUAUCUGUUCCUGUCCAGAUUAGCCUGCUUUCCCCACCGCCAUACACUGUGGCCAUGAAACCAUAGUCUGCUGUUUCAGUUAGUAGGGGGUUUUCUUAGCCUCCUUUCUUUUUCCUUUUUUUUUUCCUGUCCUGUUUCCAUGUGAAUUAAGAUCCUUCAAAUUUUCAUGCUGUCUUCCAGUUUUGAGCAAGCCCCACAGUUUACAAAGUUCAAGAUAAUAUCUCAACAUUUUGCCAGGAUUUGGGAGGCAAGUGGGAAGAAGAAUGUGAGAAGCUAAUGCAAGUCACAGGGGAGCAUUAAAAUCAAAAUCAAACAAGGUUCCUGUGAAACCUUUCCCACAGACCAGGGAAAGGUUUGCAAAUCUUGGCACAGCACUUCAGCCUCAAACUGAACUUGCUCGUGUUUUGUCUCAUAGAAGAGCCUGAGUCAUUCGGGAUGACCUGCAAUGCUCAAGCAAUGCCUUUCUGUUGACUUCAGAGGGCUUGAGAUUAGAGCUGGUACACUGCUAUUAAAUGUGCUUGUUCCCAGAGCAAGCACUGCAGGUGGCAAUAGUCGAAGUUUAAUGCUCUGAUCCGCUUAAGUGUUUUACGUGUCAUUCUCUAGAUUGAUGCACCAGUGCUGCUCCAGGGCACAGCUGUCCCCCGAAUGGCCUUUCCAUCUAUGGCACUGCACCGAUCUGGGGCUGCCUGCUGCCUGAACGUGCCCCUUCAUAGCAUUCAGUGCUGAUGGGCAGUGCCGCUGUUUCGUAAGCGAGCCAAAAGGCAGUGUUUGCAAGAACAGAGGGCAGAGGGUUUGUCCGAAUUCAGAAUAGACUUGCAAGACUCCACCGAGGCAGGGCAGGGCUGGAAAUCAGUUCCGAGUCUGGCGAAGAGCACAGGGAGCAGGAACAAAAGAAAAAGUUAAGGAAUAGCUGCCCCAGAUGAGCAUCACUAAUUAGGGAGUCUUAAAAUCUGGCUACUUUUCAGGCAGGCCACCCUGUCCAGCACGGAUUUGACAAAGGUGGACUCUAACGCACGAUUGUGCUCUCUUCUAAACAGGAGAUGUCUUGAAAAAGCAAAUGGAGGUUUUAACAAAGUCCGUACAACUUUCUCUUCAUCCUCACUGGCACGUCUUUCCUUCCUUUUCUUGCCAGAUAAAAAGGGGCACAUUAGAGCAACCUCAGCACGAAAACCUGGGAUUCAGACAUAUUUCUCUUGGUUCCCACAGAGCAGCUUCUCCCUGUGACUGCAGCUAUUGUUUUCCUGGCAUAUGAACUGAGGAAUUUGAUGGCAUUUGAUUAUCUUCCUGCGACUGAGGGUUAAUCAUUCUGGACUAGUGAUGAGGAGUACAACAACACAGAUGUGUUGGCAUCAGUUUGGGAUGAAAUCCUGACCCAUGAAAAUUGACACCAAAAUGUCUGUUGAUUUUCAUGGAGUGGAAUUCACCCAUAAAUUCCGAAAAGAAGGAUAAUGAUCCAGACAACUAACCUCACCCUCCCUCCAUCCCCAAAACAUUACUUGCCCCCCGUAUUUUCCAGGGUGGCUUUUUACCUUUGAAAAAUAGCACUGCAGGACCAGAAAGUAGAGACAAAAAGGGAGAAGAUGAUCUGAACCAUCAGCCUCCUCUCCUGAAAUGCUUCAUGACUGACAAAGUUAUGGCUUUCAUAUUGGGGUCAGCUUCUAGAUGUGGUGAUUUACGACAUGAUAGAUAUUUGGAUAGGAAAAGGCAUGGGAUUAAAAUGUUUGAGAUGGAUGGGAGUAGUUACUGUCCACUGCGUUUCCAAAUGCCUGGGCCUACCUCCUCCUAAAUAGAGCUACAAUUUCUAUGUGGAAGGCUGCUUAAAAAAACUUAAAUGAAGGAUAUUCUCCAAACAGUGCAAAUAUUAGGUACCUAAUGCAGAAGAGGAAAACAAUGACCUCACCAGCAAAGCAGCAUCUAUUUAAACCAGAGCAUUACAACAAGCUUGAGACCUUCUAAAUAUGGAGCUGGAUAUUUCCUGCCAGGCUCUGCUUUUACCUUUACCUUUUUUUUCUUCUCUGUCUAAAUUAAUCACUUUUCCUUGAGGGCUGCAGGGGAGGAUGAGCAAGAGGUAACUUGCUAUUACAGGUGAAAUGUCUCAAAGGCCAGGUUUGGUGAGAUAGAGCUGGCUGUGAGGGAAAGUCAUUUAUUUGGUGGCAGGAGAGGCGUAGCCAAGCACCGUAAUCCUAACCCAUCUCCUCAGACCAUCCCCACGUUCGGAAACACUAUGUCCAUCUCUUGCCAUUUUCCAGAGCUGGGGACGUGCAUGAAGGGACAGACCUGCUGCUAAAACUUGUUGCUUCUUCUCAGCAGCUUCAGGGCGACCGAGCCAUGGUGGCCACCAGAAGUAAAGAAGUCUGGGCAUUAGAGGAAAGACUCAGCCAUUCCCAGCGGUCUGCUAGGCUCUGUCCAGUGACUUUGCUUUCAGGGUAUUGCCUCCUUUUUCUCUAGUCUGAGCAGAGGAAAAGGAGCUGGGGUGUGUUCUUCUCCCUCACACGAGUGCUUUCAUCGAAGUGGUGUUAAGAUCUUGUUUCACUUCAGAAGAGGGACAAAACUGAAAAACUAAAGGACAAAACUGUGAUUUCUUUCUAUGUGUUACGAGGACAUUGCCUUGUGUGUGUCGUCAAGCAGGCAUUUGGUUUACAUUCCUCCACUUCUGCUUUCUGUAUGGACCAAAGUAACGAACGGAAAACGACAAACCACAGGUGUAUGUAAAAAGAGAAUUAAAAUAAAAAGAAACCUUUAUUGAUUCUCACAAA